Messenger RNA from Plutella xylostella (diamondback moth), 2733 nucleotides. Its product is annotated as Translocase of outer membrane 40. Gene Ontology annotation, molecular function: transmembrane protein transporter activity. Lineage: Eukaryota; Metazoa; Arthropoda; Insecta; Lepidoptera; Plutellidae. Gene Ontology annotation, biological process: protein import into mitochondrial matrix. Gene Ontology annotation, cellular component: mitochondrial outer membrane. The record is from RefSeq and is a predicted model, not a curated record.
UCGAAACUCCGAUUGUCUUUUAUUCCACAGAUUUGUGUUUCAUUGCACAUGUUCAUCGAUUUCUGUUGAAAUUAGGAAAAGUAUAAAUAAUUCCUCAACAAAAUGGGUGGUAUAGCAAGCAGAUACCGAGUGUCUAACUCUGCAUUGAGUCCCACGGAUAUAACAAACCUAGAAAAUGCAAACAAACGUAAUAACCCGGGAACGUUAGAUGAAUUGCACAAAAAGACCAAAGAGGUUAUGCCAGUAAAUUUUGAGGGUGGCAAACUAAUGGUCAACAAUGGCAUAUCCAAUCAUUUCCAGAUGAGUCACACAUGGACCAUGAGCUCACAACAGACGGGCUACAAGCUCGGAGCCACGUACAUUGGCACCAAGCAGCUGUCACCGACGGAAGCCUUCCCCGUGGUCCUCGGGGAGGUGGAUCCUUCGGGAAAUGUCAACUUCAACCUCAUCCACCAGCUCACUCCUGAAGUCAGGGUCAAGCUCGCUGCACAGGUGCAAGAAUGCAAGCUGACGGCCACACAAGGUACAGCAGAGUACAAGGGCCCGGACUACACGCUGGCCCUUGCACUCGGCAAGCCGGACCUCAGCGACUCCUCGUCUGUGCUGGUGGGACACUACUUGCAGUCGGUGACCCCGCGGCUGGCGCUGGGCGCGGAGCUGGUGUACCAGGCGGGCGCGCGCGUGCAGGGCGGCGAGGUGGCCAUCGCCUCCGCCGCCAUGCGGUAUACUAUGCCCGGGUCGGAGGUGUCGGCGACGCUCGGAGCAGCCGGUCUGCACCUGUGCUACUGGGCGCGCGCCAGCGAACAACUGCAGGUGGUGGCGGAGCUGGAGACGUCUCUGCGCGGGAUGGAGUCGGUGGGCUCGGUGGGGUACCAGGUCGAGCUGCCUAAAGCUGACCUCGUGUUCAGAGGCAUGGUAGACUCCAACUGGAACAUCGGCGCGGUACUCGAGAAGAAGCUCCAGCCUCUGCCCUUCACGUUCGCACUGUCCGGCAUGGCCAAUCAGGCCAAACAGCAGUUCAAGUUCGGAUGCGGCCUCAUCAUUGGUUAGGGGCGGCGCUAGUGUGCUUGUGCUCGAUGGUGAUUGGCUGGUUUUGAAGCGGAUUCGAUGUGGCGCGUGGGUGGAGUGAUUUGGUUGGCUGGUUUUGGGUGUAGGUUUUUGUAAAUGUUUAUGGAUUGUAAGUUUAACAAAUAGCGUACAAAAACAACGUUUUCCAACGUGGCAGGACCUCCUACCAGUUACAGUUAAUACAUUGAAUGUAUGCUGUUCAUUUAUUUUCUACAUAAACAUAGUGUUGAUGGUGCUACGCUAUCGCUAUCUGAUUUAAUUUAAAGAACUCAGAAAUCUAUACAAAAUAACUUACGCCGCCGCCCGCCGCCGCUCGAAUUCGCUUCAAUACAGUCGCAGAUAUUAAAAACUUUAGUUGUUUGUGUGAGAGAUUGACGUAUGUUUAGGAUAUUUGUGUUUCGAUUCCGUUCCAACGUUUGGGGCGAAUGUUAACUACGCCUCGAGCUUAUUGAGAAGUUAACUACCGGUUAAAGUGAUGUUAGUUCCAACCAGCUUUUCAAUAAUCACAAGGCUAAAUGAAAUUAACAUUAAGUUUUGCAAUGUUAUGACGAUAAAAGAAUAUAAUAGAACCCUUCUAUCUAACUAUAAUCCUUAGUAAGGAUGUGAGACAGAUAUUCAAUAUUUCUUUUCCCAUAAAUAGUUUUACACCAAAGUUGCGAUAACGAAUACGAUGAACACAUUAUGAUUCCUAUCAAUUUUUGUAUCACAAAACUAGAAUGAAUGGUUUUGUUAAUUGUAUACUUGCUGCCUAAAGUAUAAGCACAUUUUGGAAAACUUAAUUAUUGUGGACAUUAUAAUAACAAAGUAUACUUACUUAAUUAUAUGUAUACACUAUACAUUGAGGUGAACAAAUGAUUAUGAAAUGAGUACCUUUGAACGGUUUCCCGUGGGAAUUCCGGGAUAAAAACUAGCCAGAGCACUCAGGGAAAAUGUACCGUUACAUUAUUUAAAUAUUAUCUUUAAUCAGUUCAUUACGUUUUAAGUGCCAAUUUCUCCAUUCUCGGUUAGAGCAUAACCAUUUUUUUCAACUGUGCCAGUGAUUAUUAUAAUGUCCAUAAUUGUGUGUUUUAAAUAAUUAAUUAAUUCUGAACAUGCUUACACCAGUAACGCAUUUAUAAUGUCACUCUAGGUUUAAAAAACUCAUUUCUUCAUUUUAUGAUUACUUUUCAAUGUAGAUAGUUUGAUUAUUGUUAUCUUUAGUUCUUCUUGUAACCUGUAUAAAUGAAAUGAGCAAUUUAGUUUUAUAUUUUCUUGGGCAUUCAUUUUAGUUAGAUAAUUUAUAGUAUAUAUUUCUAGGUAGGAACCGAUUAUGAUGUAUGUAAACAUUGUAAUUCGGUGCAGAAAUAUACCUACUUAGUCUAUCAUUACACAAAUAUUGAAGUAUUCUUGGAACGUGAUUCUAACUGACCAAAUAGCUCAACUUAUAUCCAUACAAUUCAAACUUAUACAUAGAGUAUUUCGUCUCUUUCACGAUAGCUACAAUCUCUAACGAGUAAGCGAGAUACAUAUAGUUUUGUCAGCUGGAUAUUCCUAGAGUGACAGAUUAUGAUUCAACCUUCGUUAGAAGGCACUGUAUGAAUGUAGAUAGUUUUGGUGUCCUGUACAUAUUAUAAUAUGCCUGUUGUUAAAAUGUUUAUUUUUAAUAGAGUUAUGUUAAUAAAUCAA